UUCCUCAUGGAAUCGAAUAAUCAAACACGUGCCCCAGAAUUUCUCCUUCUGGGCUUUUCAGCAAAGUCAGAGAUUCAGUUCCUUCUCUUUGGGCUGUUCCUGUCUGUGUACCUGGUCACAUUAACUGGGAACCUGCUCAUUAUGCUGGCCAUCAUCUCAGACCCCCACCUCCACACGCCCAUGUACUUCUUCCUCUCCAACCUGUCCUUGGCUGACAUCUGUAUCUCCUCUACCACCAUCCGAAAAAUGCUGCUGAACAUCCAGACAGAAAACAAAGUCACAACCUAUGCAGGAUGCCUCAGCCAGAUUUUUUUUUUCAUUGUGUUUGGAUGCUUGGACAAUUUACUCCUGACUGUGAUGGCCUAUGACCGCUUUGUGGCCAUCUGUCACCCCCUGCACUACACAGUCAUCAUGAACCCCCAACUCUGUGGGCUGCUGGCUCUGGGGUCCUGGUGCAUCAGUGUUAUGGGCUCCCUGCUGGAAACCCUGCCUGUCUUGAGGCUGUCCUUCUGCACAAACCUGGAAAUCCCACACUUUUUUUGUAAUCUUCCUGAAGUCCUCAAACUUGCCUGUUCAGACAUCCUCAUCAAUAACAUAGUGGUGUAUUUUGCAACUGGCCUUCUGGCCAUGAUUCCUUUCAAAGGAAUACUUUUAUCUUAUUACAUUGUUUCCUCCAUCCUGAGGAUUUCUUCAGCUGGGGGCAAGUACAAAGCCUUCUCCACCUGUGGGUCUCACCUGUUAGUGGUCUCCUUGUUCUAUGGCACUGGUCUUGGGAUCUACCUCAGUUCUGCAGCCACUUCAUCCUCUAGAACAAGUCUGGUGGCUUCAGUGAUGUACACUAUGGUCACUCCCAUGCUGAAUCCCUUCAUCUACAGUCUCAGGAACAGGGACAUGAAGGAGUCCCUGCAGGGACUCCUCAUCAGGGUGGGGACUCUCAGGGGUGGAGCUGUUACAGGACUGUUGUGA
Molecule: messenger RNA, 966 nt
Organism: Artibeus jamaicensis (Jamaican fruit-eating bat)
Lineage: Eukaryota; Metazoa; Chordata; Mammalia; Chiroptera; Phyllostomidae
Product: olfactory receptor 7C1-like
Biological process (GO): G protein-coupled receptor signaling pathway
Cellular component (GO): membrane
Molecular function (GO): G protein-coupled receptor activity; olfactory receptor activity
Source: RefSeq, a predicted model, not a curated record